Trichoderma virens Gv29-8 is the source of this 735-nucleotide messenger RNA. RefSeq lists its product as uncharacterized. The record is from RefSeq and is a predicted model, not a curated record. The annotation marks the transcript as partial. The transcript has 2 exons. NCBI's taxonomy places the organism in Eukaryota, Fungi, Ascomycota, Sordariomycetes, Hypocreales, Hypocreaceae.
AUGGAUAAAUGCUGGUUCGUUCUCAAGCAAGUUCAUUACCCACCUCCUGAUCUUCCCGAAACUGGUAUUGGCACUGCGAAUGGGUCCAUUUCCUUAGGACAUAUCAUUCCGGAUCCUGUUAACCUGGAUGGUGUCAUCAACCGGAGCGAAGAAGGCAUUACAUUCACAUCUACCGCCAGAAUCCAGCAUACCAGAACAGUGUGUAACUGGAACAAUGUAAAUGACCUGGAAGCUGGACUAUCCUCGAAUAUUAAAGUGUCUAUGGGAACCGGGGUUCCAGUUUCUACUGCUCUGCAGACUAAACUUGCUUUUAAGCGCACUAGGAAGAACCACGAAUCGUUUGAUUUUCUAGAUUGCUAUAUUGUUGAUGUCGACCGGAAGUUUAUCAGCAGGAUUCUUGAGCAAGAGGAAGUAUCCGCGCAUAUCGAACGGAUUAAAGGCGUUCAGCUGUUAGGGAUCGGCGGCCGAUGGAGCAUCUGGAUGAUUACAGGUAUCAUUGUUGCAAGAGGCGCCAAAAGAGAAUACGGAGACAGCCGCAAAAUAGAGGCGAGAACAUCGGCCAGUGCUGUGGCGGCGAACUUUGCGAGCAAAAAGGGCACCUCUAUGCUGAUAAAGGAGUCGAGCGACUACGUUUGGGCUGUAAGGCUCACGAAAAUCUGGAAAGCCGCCACGGAGAAGGAUUGGGACUUCAGAACUGUGGAGAAAGGAUCUACUUUCUCGAUGAAUGACGAGAAG